AUGGCCAUUUUAUGGAUUGCCAUUUAUCUAGUUGGAAAAUUAUAUGUGGCACAAGCUAUGAGUGUUUAUCAGACAAGUACAGUGAUUUCUGCUCAGCUCGGUGAUGCUGUGACUCUUCACUGCUUUUUCCCAGAAGAAACCAGCAAUGACCAGUUAUUUUGGUACAAACAAAGAGUGGGAAACAAGCCUCAAGUUGUGGUGGUGACAAAUCAAGUUAUGAAUCCCUUGUUUUAUAAGGAGUUCGAGGACUCACGUUUCAGAUUAAACAAAACAAAGAAAAGCAUGUCUUUGACAAUCGGAAAAACAGUUCCAUCAGAUGAAGCAAUGUACUUCUGUGCAAAAAGAUCCCUGUAUGAGACUGAGUUUUCUAAUGGAACAUUUCUGGCUGUGAAAGGCGAUCAUCAAUCCAGCUACAUAUCAGUUCAACAAAUUUCGAUGUCUGGGCCAUUUCAUCCAGGAGACUCAGUGACUCUGGAGUGUACAGUACUCACUGAGAGAAGUUCAGCAGAACUCAGUGUGUUUUGGUUCAGACUCACUUCAGAUGAAUCUCGUCCAGUAAUGAUUUACACCUAUAAAAACAGGAGUGAUCAGUGUGAGAGUGGUUCUCCUAGACAGAGCUGUGUCUCCAAUCUCUACAAGAACAACCUCAGCCUCUCCGAUGCUGGUACUUACUACUGUGCUGUGGCCACCCUUGGAAAGAUAGUAAUUGGGGAUGGAGCUAUGCUGGAUAUUGGGCGGCGAGAGUGUCAAAGCGACCGGGAGUUAUUCCUUUUGCUAUGUGAGCCAAUGUCUUUAAACGGCGAAGAGCGGCACGGUGAGGAGCAGCGUGGGGAGGAGCAGCGUGGGGAGGAGCGGCGCGGCGCGGCCGCUUUGGGUGUCAAAAUACAGUUGAAGCCCAGUUAA
This is a messenger RNA of Chanos chanos (milkfish), 903 nucleotides long. RefSeq lists its product as uncharacterized. The coding region runs from base 1 to 903 and encodes 300 amino acids. NCBI's taxonomy places the organism in Eukaryota, Metazoa, Chordata, Actinopteri, Gonorynchiformes, Chanidae. The record is from RefSeq and is a predicted model, not a curated record. Gene Ontology annotation, biological process: response to bacterium. The transcript has 4 exons.